Molecule: messenger RNA, 2827 nt
Organism: Herpailurus yagouaroundi (jaguarundi)
Lineage: Eukaryota; Metazoa; Chordata; Mammalia; Carnivora; Felidae
Gene: KEAP1
Product: kelch like ECH associated protein 1
Exons: 6
Coding region: 382-2256 (624 amino acids)
Molecular function (GO): transcription factor binding
Source: RefSeq, a predicted model, not a curated record
GGGCGCUCCGGGCCUCGAACCCGGGGCCGAUUCACGGCGGCUCCGACCACGCGGCCGGGUGCGCCGCGCCGUAGUGACGGGCGUAGUGGUCGCCGCGCUGGGGCUGCGCUGCUCCGCCAACGCCCGCGGGAGCGGGGGCGGGGAGAACGGCCCCUCUGCCGUCCCCGCCGCCCGAGGCCCCGGGGCCGCGGGGACUUUUAUUCUGACACGGCCGGCGCCCGGCUCUGCUUAGUCAUGGUGACCUGCGCGCGCUCCGCGCCUCCCCCCGGCGCGCAGCGAUGGAGGCGCCCGGGCCUGGGCGACGGAGGCGGAGCUCGAGCGCGGCCAUGGCGGGGCCUCUGAGUGCCCGUGGUGGUGUUGUCCCUUGUCACCUGGAACCCCAUGCAGCCGGAACCGAGGCCUAGCGGGGCUGGGGCCCGCACCCGAUUCCUUCCCCUGAGGUCACAGCGCCCCGAGGGGGCAGGGGACGCGGUGAUGUACGCCUCCACCGAGUGCAAAGCCGAGGUGACGCCCUCCCAGCACGGCAACCGCACCUUCAGCUACACGCUAGAGGACCACACCAAGCAGGCCUUUGGCAUCAUGAACGAGUUGCGGCUCAGCCAGCAGCUGUGUGAUGUCACACUGCAGGUCAAAUACGAGGACGCGCCGGCCGCCCAGUUCAUGGCUCACAAGGUGGUGCUGGCCUCAUCUAGCCCUGUCUUCAAGGCCAUGUUCACCAACGGGCUGCGGGAGCAGGGCAUGGAGGUGGUGUCCAUUGAGGGCAUCCACCCCAAGGUCAUGGAGCGCCUAAUUGAGUUUGCCUACACGGCCUCCAUCUCCAUGGGUGAGAAGUGCGUGCUCCACGUGAUGAACGGCGCCGUCAUGUACCAGAUCGACAGUGUCGUCCGCGCCUGCAGCGACUUCCUGGUGCAGCAGCUGGACCCCAGCAACGCCAUUGGCAUUGCCAACUUCGCCGAACAGAUCGGCUGUGCCGAGCUGCACCAGCGAGCCCGCGAGUACAUCUACAUGCACUUCGGAGAGGUGGCCAAGCAAGAGGAGUUCUUCAACCUGUCCCACUGCCAGCUGGUGACUCUCAUCAGCCGAGACGAUCUGAACGUGCGCUGCGAGUCCGAGGUCUUCCACGCCUGUAUCAACUGGGUCAAGUACGACUGCGAGCAGCGGCGGUUCUACGUGCAGGCGCUGCUCAGGGCUGUGCGAUGCCACUCGCUGACACCCCGCUUCCUGCAGAUGCAGCUGCAGAAGUGCGAGAUCUUGCAGGCGGACUCCCGCUGCAAGGACUACCUGGUCAAGAUCUUCCAGGAGCUGACCUUGCACAAGCCCACGCAGGUGAUGCCCUGUCGGGCGCCCAAAGUGGGCCGGCUCAUCUACACCGCCGGCGGCUACUUCCGCCAGUCGCUCAGCUACCUGGAGGCCUACAACCCCAGCGAUGGCACUUGGCUCCGACUGGCAGACCUGCAGGUGCCUCGCAGUGGCCUGGCGGGCUGCGUCGUGGGCGGGCUGCUGUAUGCCGUGGGUGGCCGGAACAACUCGCCCGACGGCAACACCGACUCCAGUGCCCUGGACUGCUAUAACCCCAUGACCAACCAGUGGUCACCCUGUGCCCCCAUGAGCGUGCCGCGCAAUCGGAUUGGGGUUGGGGUCAUCGACGGGCACAUCUAUGCCGUGGGUGGCUCCCAUGGCUGCAUCCACCACAACAGUGUGGAGAGGUAUGAGCCAGAGCGGGACGAGUGGCACCUGGUGGCCCCAAUGCUGACUCGAAGGAUCGGGGUGGGCGUGGCUGUCCUCAACCGUUUGCUCUAUGCCGUCGGGGGCUUUGACGGCACAAACCGCCUCAGCUCAGCCGAGUGUUACUACCCAGAGAGAAACGAGUGGCGGAUGAUCGCACCCAUGAACACCAUCCGAAGUGGGGCAGGAGUCUGUGUCUUGCACAACUGUAUCUAUGCUGCGGGGGGCUACGAUGGUCAGGACCAGCUGAACAGCGUGGAGCGCUAUGAUGUGGAGACAGAAACGUGGACUUUUGUAGCUCCCAUGAAGCAUCGGCGAAGUGCCCUGGGGAUUACUGUGCACCAGGGAAGAAUCUACGUUCUGGGAGGCUACGACGGUCACACGUUCCUGGACAGUGUGGAGUGUUAUGACCCAGACACCGACACCUGGAGCGAGGUGACCCACAUGACAUCCGGCCGGAGCGGCGUGGGUGUCGCCGUCACCAUGGAACCCUGCCGAAAGCAGAUCGACCAGCAGAACUGUACCUGUUGAGCCACUUUUGUUUCUUGGGCAAAAAAACGGUCCGAUUGAGAGUACUGUUGUUUUUGUACAAAAAAACAGGGGCAACAGAAAAGGCGCCAGAGCAAAUGCUUAUCCUCCAAGACGGGAGGCUGAGAUGCCUCAGUGUUAAAAUGACAAGCAGAGAGAAAAGAAGGCCCGAGUGGGACCCACGAGCCUGUCAGAGUAGUCCCAGGAAUGUCCAAGAGAGCCCUUCUGGGCAGGGGAGGCAUGAGGGCAGGCUCCCAGGAGAGAGGCCCCUGCACCCUCUACCUGAGAAUAGGCCCGGGGCCCAUACCAGCAGCCGCCACCUCCCCUCGGGGUGAAAGCAGGUGCCGAGGCCGGCCCGUUUUUGUUCCUUGUGUCUUUGUGAUUGGUUCCUGGAGGCCUGGGAAGGAGCUGACUGAGGCCUCGAGGGGUGAGGCCUCUGCGGAGGUGUGGACCCCAGGGAUGGUCCUGUACAUAGAAACCACUGGAUAUCUCUGCCCUGGACAGUCAAUUUUGUUGAUAAGUAACCAUAUAACUUUCCAAUGAAAAUAAAGAACAAACUAACUAGUGUCUUCCA